This is a messenger RNA of Myotis myotis, 6252 nucleotides long. RefSeq names its product nucleotide binding oligomerization domain containing 2 (gene NOD2). The record is from RefSeq and is a predicted model, not a curated record. Gene Ontology annotation, biological process: regulation of apoptotic process; defense response to bacterium; response to muramyl dipeptide. The transcript is spliced from 13 exons. Gene Ontology annotation, cellular component: cytosol. Gene Ontology annotation, molecular function: protein binding. NCBI's taxonomy places the organism in Eukaryota, Metazoa, Chordata, Mammalia, Chiroptera, Vespertilionidae. The coding region runs from base 1671 to 4685 and encodes 1004 amino acids.
CUGUGUGCAUGAAGGAAUGAGAACUUGCGCAAAUAAAUGAAUGAAUGAAUGAAUGCAUGGGUGGGUGACGCAGAGGAUGGCGAUUGGGGCUGGGCUCCAGCUCAGCCCUGACUCACUGGGUGCCCGGGGGGGGUAGCCGCCGCCCCUCUCUGCGUGUCAGCUUCCGGAAUUGCAACAUGAGGUAAUUGAGGAUCCUCCUUGCGCCAUUGAGCAAGCAACGGGAAACGGUACACUGCCGCUCCCCACCCCCCAGGCGUCUCCCAGUUGGGAACCCCAACACUCACACACUUUUUUGGGGGGUAAAUGCAACAAGAAUUGAUCACUGACAGCUGCGCCUCCACAGGCCUGGCAUCGAAAACCCAAGCCAGCGAGGUGUGGGUAGUCAUGUCAGCUUUAUGUCUCCUCACUGGGCAUGCACACCCAAGCCUUUGAAAAAUCCUAGUGGUUUUUCCACCAUCUGACCCAGCAGUUCCCCACCCAGGUAUUUGUCCAAAGAAAAUGAAAACACGAACUCAAAAGGAUACCAUGCCUAUAUGGGUGAGAGACUGACACCCAAGACAGCAAAUAAGAAAAUCCAUAGCGUUCGGUGAGCAGAUAACCGCUAUGGAGAAAAACGCACAAUCAGCCAGGGAGAGAGGGAGCCAUGUAAGUGUCUAGAGGAAGAGCAUUCCAGGCAGAGAACAGUGGAUGCAAAGGCCCAGCGGUGGUGGCGCAUCUGGCACAGCCCAGGAGCAGCAGGCGGCACAGAGCGAAUGAGGGUUCGCAUUGCUGCUGCUGGAAGCCUGGCCAAUGGCUAGGACCUUCUGCUGUCACCCAGAUUUUAACGUCUCCAAACACAAGUAUUUUAAGAGGAACGUUUAUAUUCACGCCUGGACUGGAGAACCGGUGGCGCUGGCUGGGGACAGUAGGACGUUCUGGGCAGUGUCAGGUGUGCGAGCCCUGUUGGUACCGCCCCGGGACCCUCUCCUCCACGCACACAGCGGGACAGAAAGAAACACGACAAAAGAGGGCGCACCUGCCAUGGAACCCACCGCACUCCCCAAAGCGCUGUUCCCCGUCUUCACUAUACCAAGGCUGGCUGACCCCUCCGAGGGCGCUGUAUUUUGUCACCCAGAGCUUUCCUGGCUUCUGUUUCACAGGGGUGUGUGUGUGUGUGUGUGUGUGUGUGUAUGAGAGAGAGAGAGAGAGAGAGAAGGGGGGCUUGUCCUGGGAGACGCUCUGGUUCCCUCCAAUUGAAAGGUGGCCCAGAAAGGGGGACACACAGGGCCAGGGCCACGCAGCCAGGUGGCCCAGCCCUGCAGGCAGCGGGCAAGACUCAGCAGAGCUGGGGAGGCGGGCGCAGCGGGGGUGGAGGCGCUGGACAGGAGGGGCGUGGUCGGCGCAGGAUGGGCGUGGCGAGCGCGGGCAGGGGGCGUGGCGGGCCCGACGUGAGUUGGGCUGAGUGCAGGAGCCUUGGGAUCCUCCAGACGUGGCCCCAACCAAUUAGAGGAGGAAUCGGGGCGCCCCCCCCCCGCCUCCCCGAGCUGCGUGCUCCACGGCCCGGCGCCGGGAGAGGGCGGGCGCCGAGGGUCUCGCCCGUAGGAUUCAGACACUGGUUCCUGAGCCCUUCUGGCCGCCGCGGGGCUGAGGAAGGGCUGCCUCGGUUUCCCCUGGGGGGUCCCGGGAUCUGAAUGGAAGGCCACCCAGCCUCUCUGUGCCUUAGUUUUGCCAUCUGUCAAAUGGGGCUGACCAUAGCAUCGACUUCAGAGCGGACGGAAGGAGUAAAUGAAUUCCCGCAGGAAACUGCCUACAAUGGUGCCUGGUGCAUAGUAGGCCAUGACAUGUGCACGCAGGAAGCUUUCCAAGCCCAGAGGAGCCGGCUGGUGGGGCUGCUGGGCUCGGGGUCCCUGGAGGCCUUCGAGAGCGUCCUGGACUGGCUGCUCUCCUGGGACGUGCUGUCCUGGGAGGAAUAUGAGGGCCUGCGCGUCCUGGGCCAGCCCCUCUCCCACUCGGCCAGGCGCCUCCUGGACACCGUAUGGAAUAAGGGUGCUUGGGGCUGUGAGCAGCUCCUGGCGGCGGUGCAGGAGGCGCAGGCCGACGGCCGGUCCCCCGCGCUGCGAGGCCACUGGGACCCCCACUCCCCCCACCCGGCCCGGGACCUGCAGUGCCACCGGCCAGCCAUCGUCCGGAGACUCUACAGCCACGUGGAGGGCGUGCUGGACCUGGCGCAGGCGCGGGGCUUCCUCAGCCCGUACGAGUGUGACGAAAUCAGGCUGCCCAUCUUCACGUCAUCCCAGCGGGCGCGGAGGCUCCUGGACCUGGCCGCGGUGAAGGCCAACGGGCUGGCCACCUUCCUCCUACAGCACGUGCAGGAGCUGCCGGACCCGCUGGCCCUCUCUCUCGAAGACGCUGCGUGUCAGAAGUACGCGUCCAAGCUGCGGACCACGGUCUCGGCCCAGUCGCGCUUCCUGAGCUCCUACGACGGGGCGGAGAACCUGUGCCUGGAGGACAUCUACACGGAGAACGCCCUGGAGCUGCGGACGGAGGCGGGCGCCCCGCAGACCAGCCCUGCCCCCCUGGGCCUGGACGCCCUCUUCCGCUCCGGGGGCCGCCUCAACGCCGACGCGGACACCGUGCUGGUGGUGGGCGAGGCGGGCAGCGGCAAGAGCACGCUCCUGCAGCGGCUGCACCUGCUGUGGGCGUCGGGGCGGGAUUUCCAGGACUUCCUCUUCGUCUUCCCUUUCAGCUGCCGGCAGCUGCAGCGCCUGGCCAAGCCCCUGUCCGUGCGCGCCCUGCUCUUCCAGCACUGCUGCUGGCCCGACCUUGGCCAGGAGGAAGUGUUCCAGUUCCUCCUCGCCCACCCCGAGCGCGUCCUCCUCACCUUCGACGGCUUUGACGAGUUCAGGUUCAGGUUCACGGACGGCGAGCGGCACUGCUCCCCGACCGAGCCCACGUCUGUGCAGAACCUGCUCUUCAACCUCCUGCAGGGCAACCUGCUCAAGAACGCCCGCAAGCUGCUGACCAGCCGCCCGGACGCCGUGUCCGCCGGCCUCCGCCGCUACGUGCGGGCCGAGCUCCACCUCAGGGGCUUCUCAGAGGACGGCAUCGAGCUGUACCUGCGGAAGCGCCACCGCGAGCCGGGCCUGGCCGACCGCCUCGUCCGCCUGCUCAGGGCCACCUCAGCCCUGCACGGCUUGUGCCACCUGCCCGUCUUUGCCUGGAUGGUGUCCAAAUGCCACCAGGAGCUGCUGCUGCAGGGCGGGGGGUCCCCGCGGACCACCACGGACAUGUACCUGCUGAUCCUGCAGCAUUUCCUGCUCCACGCCUCCCCACCGGACGCGGCCCCCCACGGCCCGGGGCCCGGCCUUCUCAGAGGCAGGCUCCCCACCCUCCUGCACCUGGGCCGCCUGGCUCUCUGGGGCCUGGGCGUGAGCUGCUACGUGUUCUCGGCCAAGCAGCUCCAGGCGGCGCACGUGGACGGGGCGGACGUUUCCCUCGGCUUCCUGGUGCAUGCCAAAAGCGUGGCGCCCGGGAGCCCGCCGCCCCUGGAGUUCCUGCACAUCACCUUCCAGUGCUUCUUUGCCGCCUUCUACCUGGUGCUCAGCACCGACGUGAGGCCCUCUUCGCUCAGACACCUCUUCAACUGCCGCCCCACGGGGAGCUCGCCGCUGGCCCGGCUGCUGCCCGCGCUGUGCGUGCAGGGCCCGCCGAGCGAGGAGGGCGGCGUGGAGGCCUGGCUGCAGCAGGCCGAGCCGCACAACCUCCAGAUCACGGCCGCCUUCCUGGCAGGGCUGCUGUCCAGGGAGCACCGGGGCCUGCUGGCCGAGUGCCAGGCGUCCGAGAAGGCCCUGCUGCGGCGCCAGGCCUGUGCCCACCGGUGUCUGGCCCGCAGCCUCCGCAAGCACUUCUGCUCCAUCCCGCCGGCCCUGCCCGGCGAGGCCAAGAGCAUGCACGCCCUGCCCGGCUUCCUCUGGCUGGUCCGCAGCCUGUACGAGCUGCGGGAGGAGCGGCUGGCGCGCAAGGCUGUGCGGGGCCUGGACGUGGGGCACCUCAAGCUGACCUUCUGCAGCGUGGGCCCUGCCGAGUGCGCCGCCCUGGCCUUCGUGCUGCGCCACCUCCGGCGGCCCGUGGCCCUGCAGCUGGACCACAACUCGGUGGGCGACGUCGGCGUGGAGCAGCUGCUGCCCUGCCUGGGCGUCUGCAAGGCUCUGUACCUGAGAGAUAAUAACAUCUCGGACCGCGGCCUGUGCACGCUCGCCGAGCACGCCCUGCGCUGUGAGGAGCUGCAGAAGCUCGCUUUAUUCAACAACAAGCUGACGGACGGCUGUGCCCAGGCCCUGGCGCGGCUCCUGGAGUGCCGGCAGAAUUUCCUGGCACUGAGGCUGGGGAACAACCACAUCACCGAGGCCGGGGCCCAGGUGCUGGCCCGGGGGCUCAGGGCCAACUCGUCGCUUCAGUUCCUGGGCCUGGAGGAGAACCAGCUCGGAGACGAAGGCGUCUGCUCCCUCGCCGAAGGGCUCAGGAGAAAUCCCAGCUUGAAAGUCCUCAAGCUGUCCAACAACUGCGUCACCUACCGAGGCGCGGAAGCCCUCCUGCGGGCCCUGGAAAGGAAUGACACCAUCCAGGAAGUCUGGCUCCGGGGAAACGCCUUCUCUCGGGAGGAAAUGGAGACGCUGGGCCCCAGGGACGCCAGGCUCCUGCUGUGAUGUCUCCGGCCGAGGAUCCCCUUGGUGUGUGUGAGAGCAGCCGGGCAGCCCCAGGGGCUGGAUGACACCUGCGCCCGCCCGCCCGCCCGCCCGUCCGGACGGAGCCCUGUCCUGCCCAGGCCAGCUCAACAGUGACCUUUGUUCUGGCACAGAAGGGGCAUCCAUGCCCUCGGAGUGGACGUCUCCACGGUCCCCGUGGGCCACCGAGUCCUUCCCUCGCUUCACGGCUGCAGAGAGGAGCAGCCCUCCGUGUGGCGGGGCGGCCUCCGGCGGAUGCAGCGCGUCAGGAGGCCCACGAAGGCUGCCGAGAGCCUAUUGGUGGGGACCUGGAUCCCCGUGAGGAGCCCCUUCCCACGCCUCUCACAAUGGGGGCCGGGGGUGUUCGGGGAGAAACUCUCUUUUUUUGGUAUAUGUUGUUGAUUAAAGAGAGAGGAAGGGAGAGGGAGAGAGAAACAUCAAUGAUGAGAGAGAAUCAUGGGCCGGCUGCCUCCUGCACGCCCCACGCUGGGGAUCGAGCCCGCCACCCAGGCCUGUGCCCUGACCGGGAAUCGAACCGUGACCUCCUGGUUCAUAGGUCGACGCUCAACCCCUGAGCCAUGAGGGCCGGGCAGGAAGGAACUUUAUGCUGUGGGUCAACCAUCCAGGCUGCUCCCCCAUCCGGUCCCUCCACCCACCCUGGACGCGCACGUGGCGUUUCCUCUGGGGCCGAGGACUGCGGAGACCAGUGUCCUCCGCUUUGCUAUCCUUACCUCCCGGCCCCAUGAUGGGAGGGGCUGCCAUUCGCCCUGCGCUCCUUUCUGGUCCUUAAGACGUUAAUGGAGGGGACACACGGCAGCUAUUGAGUCCCCCGGAUUGUCUAGAUCUGCGAGAAGAAUGUGACCGCACGGCAGCUGGUGCCACACGCGGACUUUCAUUUCCUGUGACGUCCGGUCCUCCAGGGAAGCCGGUGGCAUCACCUCGCCAUCCGGAGGCAGCUUUGAAAGAAUCCGUCCGCGCCAGGAUUUGGAACGCCCUCCGCAGGUCUCCCUCCGGGGGCUGCCUGUGAGCUGGACUCGGACAUCAGACUCCCAACUAUCCUCCUAAGAGACGAUUGAUUUUUAAAAUAAUUGAUUUCAGGGAGGAAGGAAGAGGGAGAGAGAGAGAGAAACAUCAAUGAUGAGAAUCAUCCAUCGGCUGCCUCUUGCAUGCCCCCUACUGGGGACACAGCGCAACCGGACAUGUGCCUGGCUGGGAAUGGAACUGGUGACCUCUUGGUUCCUGGGUCAGCGCUCAACCACUGAGCCACACCGGCUGGGCGAGGCAAUUGGUUUUUGCCAGAUGCUCCGGGAUGUGAAGUCACGGAUGAAAAGUUUACAGAAGCAAAUCAGAGCCCCUUCCUCACCAAGCCGACGCUCUCUGCUCUCCGGGGUUUCCCGAAGGGCGCACAGAGCCUUUGUGAGCCCGCAGGUGCCGGGCACGCGUGAUUAUGCUCAACAGCGUUGCUCGUGGAAACCGGUUACUAUUUAUACACCUCUUUAUUUUAUUCUCCCAAGUUUAUAUUUUUAUUAAAAAAAGACGCGUGAGAAAA